This is a messenger RNA of Eupeodes corollae, 678 nucleotides long. RefSeq lists its product as uncharacterized. Bases 1 to 678 code for a protein of 225 amino acids. The record is from RefSeq and is a predicted model, not a curated record. The transcript has a single exon. NCBI's taxonomy places the organism in Eukaryota, Metazoa, Arthropoda, Insecta, Diptera, Syrphidae.
AUGCUAUUAGAUGAGUUGGACAAGUUUGCAGAGGCGAAAGCGAAAGAAAUACCUCCUGCUGUUCCUCCAGUUGCAAAAUCUGACGAUAAUAAGUAUCACGAUGUACGCUUACCCAAAAUUAAUCCUCCGACUUUUACGGGUGAAUAUCAGAAUUGGCGUUCAUUUAGAGAUCAAUUCGUUUCUUUGGUCCAUAGCAAUAAAUCACUAACAAAUAUAGAAAAGCUUCAUUAUUUAAAGUCAUGCUGUAAAGAAGGAGCAGGCAUUUUGCUCGAACAUAUAAUCGUAGAUGAUGCUAGCUAUGAAAAGGCAUGGGAAUUAUUAAAUUCACGGUAUGAUUUUAAGAGAAUUCUUGUUAAUAACGAGUUAAAGUUGUUUUAUGAAUUACCAGUAAUUCAUGAGGAGAAUUCGAAAGGUAUCCGCGAAUUGUUGGAUAAUUCAACCAAAAUUUUACACGCCCUCACAAACCUAGGACUGCCAGUCCAACAUUGGGAUGCAAUCAUCAUUUUCAUGCUUUUAAAAAAGCUUCCAUCAACAGUACAAACGAAAUGGGAAGCAACACUUGGAACUAAGAAAGAGAUACCCACUUAUAAGGAAUUUUCGGAUUUCUUAGAGACAAGAUUCCGAACACUGGAAAUGGUUGAUGAGCAACAAAAUGUGAAAUCAACCUCAACACAUUAA